AUGGGGCUGCUGUCGAACCGGGUGGAGCGGUCGGAGAUCAGGCCCGGCGACCACAUCUACACCUGGCGGGCCGUCUACGCCUACUCCCACCACGGUAUUUAUGUUGGAGGAAGCAAAGUAGUCCAUUUUACACGAAAGAAAGAAACUGAAAGUUCAGAUUCAUCAGACUCCACCUCCAGCCUGAUCUCAGAGGUUCCAUCGGAGUGCCCAACAUUCCCUGAUUGUGGAUUUCAGCUGCCCAACAGUGGUGUUGUCCUCACUUGCUUGGACUGUUUCCUUCGCAAUGGCUCUCCCUAUUGCUUCGAGUAUGGAGUGCCAUCUGCGGUUUUCCUUGCAAAGCUUCGUGGGGGGACCUGCACCAUUGCCGAAUCAGACCCACCAGAGGUUGUUGUCCAUCGAGCGAUGUACUUGCUUCAAAAUGGUUUUGGAAAUUACGACAUGUUCGAGAAGAACUGCGAAGACUUUGCACUCUACUGCAAGACUGGGCUUCUACCAGUUGAGGAACCUGGCAUUGGGACUAGUGGGCAAGCUUCUUCUGCCAUUGGUGUGCCGUUGGCAGCUCUUCUGUCCACUCCGUUUAAGCUUCUGGCUGCUGGUCCGCUUGGAAUGGCCACUGUCACAGCUGGGAUGUACUGUGCUGGCAGAUACAUUACUGACAUAGGAGUAAGGAAGGACGUAGCAAAAGUUGAAGUGGAGAAAUUGUCGUUGCACCCUGGUUUCCACCUUAUUGAAGACGAAGAAUCAGUUAACAAGCCAUCAGAAAAACCGAAGACCUUGCUCCCUAUGAAGAGGAAACGAGAAAGGUGA
Messenger RNA from Miscanthus lutarioriparius, 807 nucleotides. The record is from the annotation of a GenBank genome assembly. NCBI's taxonomy places the organism in Eukaryota, Viridiplantae, Streptophyta, Magnoliopsida, Poales, Poaceae.